GAGAGAAAUGCAGAAGAGGGAGCAGGGCAAGUCCGGUGGAGCCGCCGGAGGUGGGUCGGCGCCUCCGGCAAAGAGAGGGCGUCCAUUUGGUAGCGGUAGCAACAGUGCCUCUGCCUCUGCCUCGGCCGCCGAUUUGGCGGCUCCGUCAACCCUUCUUGGUCCUUCCCUUCACGUUCAUAACUCCUUUGCCGAUCAAAAUAAUAAGAGAAUUGUUUUGGCUCUUCAAAGUGGGCUUAAGAGUGAGCUGAUAUGGGCGUUGAACACUCUUACGCUACUCUCUUUUAAAGAAAAGGAUGACAUGCGCAAAGAUGCAACUCCCCUUGCCAAAAUCCCUGGUUUGCUCGAUGCGCUCCUUCAAGUUAUAGAUGACUGGCGUGACAUAGCACUCCCAAAGGAAUUUGUCAAGACGUCGAGGGUCAGGACAUUAGGUGUAAAUUCAGUUGUAACUGGAUUUGGGAAUGAGUAUCAGGCACUGGGCUCAGCUGGUAGUCUCCACCGUUCUGGGAUUAAAAAGAUCCAUAAUUUAAUGUGGGAUCCCACACUUCUAUCUACUGAGCAACACCCACAGUACAACUACCUAGGAUCUGGCUCUGCUGGUAUAGAAUCAACACAGCAGAAUGGCAUGACAAAAUCUCGUUUUUCUGAGUUAUGGCAUGAUGAAGAUAGUCUAUUUAAUUUAGAUGACGAAGGGCGAGCAGAAAAACAGCAAUGUGCUGUUGGUGCUUCAAAUAUCAUCAGAAACUUCUCUUUCAUGCCAGAUAAUGAAGUAAUAAUGGCCCAACAUCGUCAUUGUUUGGAAACAGCCUUCCAGUGCAUAGAAGAUCAUCUUGUAGAGGAUGAAGAACUUGUCACAAAUGCUCUAGAGACAAUUGUUAACUUAGCUCCUCUGCUGGAUCUGCGAAUAUUUAGCUCAUCCAAGCCAUCAUUUAUUAAAAUAACAGAGAAACGUGCAGUUCAGGCUAUCAUGGGGAUGUUGGAAUCUACAGUCAAAGCCUGGCAUUGUGCUGCUGCUGAAUUACUUGGGCGUUUGAUCAUUAAUCCUGACAAUGAGCCUUUUUUGCUUCCAUUUUUUCCACAGAUACACAAGCGUUUAAUUGAUCUCAUCAGCUUGCCAGCAUUAGAUGCACAGGCAGCUGCUAUAGGUGCACUCUAUAACCUUGCUGAAGUUAAUAUGGAUUGCAGGUUGAAGAUUGCUAGUGAGAGAUGGGCUAUAGAUCGAUUGCUUAAAGUGAUAAAAACGCCGCAUCCUGUUCCAGAAGUUUGCCGGAAAGCUGCCAUGAUAUUGGAGAGUCUUGUUUCUGAGCCGCAAAACAGAACUUUGUUGCUAGCCUAUGAGAAUGCUUUUGCAGAGAUACUUUUCACUGAUGGCAGAUAUUCUGAUACAUUUGCAAGGAUAUUGUAUGAACUAACAUCUAGACCAAAUAACAAAGUAGCAUCGGCUCGUGGCAUAUGGGGUAUGUGACUCCAGAUCGCGUCAAUUGUGGAUCUGUGAUAUGGCUUCAAUUAGUGAUCAGUGAUAUACAUGGAUAGCUUUUGAAUGAAUGGUUUAUUUUAUGAUUCGAAAUGUACAUGCCUUCUGUCUACGAUUGUACAAUACCUCGAGUGUACUAAAGUUGUCAUGUACUCUAGUAGUUGUAUGAUUGGAUGACAAUUCUUUUUUGUUAACAAUUUUUCUUCUUCAGUUCUUAGAUGUAUGGUUGGAAAGUGUUGUAACAAGUAGAAACUUGAGAAGGGGAAUGCCCAAUUCGUAGAAUGAGGAAUACUCCUCUCGGGAUAAUAUCACCCCUCCCCAGCACUACAUUCUCUUCUCUUUUCUCUCUCUAUCUCCUAGUUGUCUCCGGUAUCGUAUUAUUUUAAACAUUCUUGUUU
Abrus precatorius (Indian licorice) is the source of this 1869-nucleotide messenger RNA. RefSeq names its product armadillo repeat-containing protein LFR. Gene Ontology annotation, cellular component: nucleoplasm; SWI/SNF complex; brahma complex. The record is from RefSeq and is a predicted model, not a curated record. The coding region runs from base 8 to 1462 and encodes 484 amino acids. NCBI's taxonomy places the organism in Eukaryota, Viridiplantae, Streptophyta, Magnoliopsida, Fabales, Fabaceae. Gene Ontology annotation, molecular function: protein binding; nucleosome binding. Gene Ontology annotation, biological process: regulation of transcription by RNA polymerase II; chromatin remodeling; positive regulation of DNA-templated transcription. The transcript is spliced from 9 exons.